CGAGUGACCGGGUCCGGGCGGUGGGCCUUGGGUGGCUAAAGUCUCCUUUUGGAACUUGUUAAUUCAAGUGCGUUGGCGGUGAAUGAAUUCAAGUGCGUUCAGAUCCAACAAGUCGUACAACCAAACCAGAGCAAGUGAACCCGAUAGAGGACCAGAGAAAGAUGGAAGAUCCCAACACCCAGAGAUACGGUGUUCCUCUCUACGGAGCUGCUUGGGUCCCCUCUAACGCCACCAUAUCCACCGUUUCCGACGAUCAUAAUCCCGACGAUGCCGUUGUCGACGGAGAAAAAUCCUCCGCAUUUCUGGCUCUCGCCGGCGGUGGAGGAGAAGGCCGUAGCGGCAUUCCCAACGCAAUUCUCCUAACAGAGUUCGACUUUUCCGCUAAUUCUCUCUCCUCUCAACCUGUUUCCAGAGUUGGAACUGCUAAUGAAUUGCCUUACAGAAUGGCAGUUCAUCCUAGGGGUGAUGGUCUUAUCUGCUCUUUUCCCAGCAGCUGCAGGUGGUUUGAUUGGGACGUGACUAAUAAUAAUGAAAAUGAGAGACUGGGUUUAAUUUCGUCGGACAAGAUGCGUACCAAGUUGGAAGAUGUUGGCCAACAGUUGGCUAUAACAUUCAGUGAGGAUGGCUCUUUGCUUGCUGCUGGCGGUGAGGAUGGCAAAUUAAGAGUCUUCAAGUGGCCCAGCUUGGAAGUUCUAUUUAAUGAGGAGAAAGCAUAUACUUCUGUGAAGGACCUACAUUUCAGUGUAGAUGGAAAGUAUCUGGUCUCUUUAGGAAGUGGUGGUCCUUGCAAGGUUUGGGAUGUAACUUCAUCAAAAGCUGUAGCUACUUUACCCAAGGAGAAUGAUGAGAAUUUCAGGUUUUGCAGAUUUUCUCAAAGUAGUGAAAGGGACCAGGUUCUGUACACAAUUGCUAUGCGAGAUAAAGGUGGGAGUAUAAUAUCGUGGAACACCAGAUCCUGGAAAAGAAUAGCUUCAAAGCAUAUCGGCCGGGAUGCAGUUACUGCAUUUAAUGUCUCAGUUGAUGGAAAGCUUCUAGCCAUUGGGACCAAUGAAGGAGACGUCGUGAUUAGAGAUACAUCAAAGAUGCAAGUCCAGAUGAACGUGAAGAAGGCACACCUGGGCCUGGUAACUGCAUUGACUUUCUCACACGACUCAAGGGCUUUGUGUUCUGCUUCCAUGGAUUCAAGUGUCAGAGUGACACUGGUUCAAGAAAGAAGUGCUAAUGGUUUCAACUAUGGGAUCAUCUUUUUCAUGAUACUACUAGUUGCAAUUGUCGUUGCUUUCUUGAUGAGACAAGGAAUGAUUCCUGGAUUCUUAACUAGGUUUGACUAAAGUUUGCGGAUGAGAUAUAUUGGAGCCUCUUUCAAGUAUAACCAUGUCUAAAAUUUGUCUUAGACACAGCUCAAUAAUGUAUUUGUAUUAUUUUAUACCAGAAGUGAUUGUGUUGACAACUGAAAUUUUAAGUGACAGAAGAAAAACAUGUUAGAUAUUGUUUUACUAGUGCCUCGAACAUCAAAAUUUCAUAAUUGUUGGAGUCGAGUGUAUAAUGCCGUAUUUUUGACUUGUUUUAGAUA
Messenger RNA from Spinacia oleracea (spinach), 1573 nucleotides. RefSeq names its product SEC12-like protein 2. Gene Ontology annotation, molecular function: protein binding; guanyl-nucleotide exchange factor activity. NCBI's taxonomy places the organism in Eukaryota, Viridiplantae, Streptophyta, Magnoliopsida, Caryophyllales, Amaranthaceae. Bases 162 to 1331 code for a protein of 389 amino acids. The transcript is spliced from 10 exons. The record is from RefSeq and is a predicted model, not a curated record. Gene Ontology annotation, cellular component: endoplasmic reticulum membrane. Gene Ontology annotation, biological process: endoplasmic reticulum to Golgi vesicle-mediated transport.